AGCAUUCGAGACUGCGAAAAUCAUGUCAAGAUUGCUUUGUUUAUACAAAUCUUUAUCCGAUUCUGAGAUUUCAAAGCUCAAAACAGAGAUGAAGUCUCGUGGUGUGGCUUAUUUGAAUUCGAAAGACGAAGGAUUUUUAUUAAGCCUUGCUUGUGCUGAGAGGCUUGAAGAUCUUGAUAAAGCUGCUGCAGCCGUAGCACGAUUAGGCCAUAAAUGCAAUGAUUUUGGCCUAAAUCGCUUUGAUCUUGUAUAUACGGAUCUGAAGUUAGGGAUAAUAGAUUUUGGAAAACUUGUAUACGGGUCGAAAGAGAUUGAAAAAAGAGUUGACAAAAUGGAGAAACUGAUCAAUGCAACGUCAGGAUUAUACGCGGCGUUGGAGAAUCUAACAGAAUUGGAGAUAUCGGAACGGAAGAUGAAACAAUGGAAGGAAAGAAAGGCAUCAGGGCAAUUGCAAAAAGUUAAUUUAGACAUGUUUAAUCAGAGACUUGAACAACAAAGGAAACAAGUUCGACAAUUCAGGGAGAUUUCUUUGUGGAGUCAAACGUUUGAUAAAAGUGUUGGUCACAUGGCACGUAUUGUUUGUAUAAUAUAUGCUCGAAUUUGCCUUGUUUUCGGGCCUUAUAUCCCUGUUCUUCCAUUUCUUUCAUUGCGGAACAUGCGUUCUUCUCAACAGAAAGAGAUUCUCAAAGUCCAACCUGAGAAUUGUCUGAUUGAACCUAUAAGGGAACAAAUUAUUUCGCGGUCCGGGCCUAUCCCCACGACGUCGAAGCCUACAUUGGUUCGAUUUUAUAGUCGAAAAUCGAUACUUUUCCUAUGUGAAGACGAAGGUUUUGGGUCGGAAAAGUUGGCGAAAAACAACAGGGUGUUUCAUGCAGCGGGGCCUGCGACUGUUGGAGGUUCAGGGCUCGCGUUACGUUAUGCUAAUGUGAUCACAUUAGUAGAGAAGUAUUCGAAUCCAUCUGAAGCUGUAGACGUUCAUUCACGAGAAAAUUUGUACCAAAUGUUGCCUGGGAAUUUGAAGAAAACUGUGAGGGCAAAAUUGAGCAAGAAUUUGAAGUGUAUGGAUGAGGACGAGUCGUUGGCUGAAGGGUGGAGGGAUGCUUUGAAGCAUAUAAUGGAAUGGUUAGCGCCAAUGGCUCAUAACACGAUAAAUUGGCAACUCGAAAGGAAUUUGGAGAAGACAAAGUUCGAUAUCAAGCCUUCUGUUUUGUUGCUGCAGACGCUGCAUUAUUCGGAUAAAGAGAAGACGGAAGCUGCCAUUGCUGAUAUUUUAGUCGGUUUGAGUUGCAUUUGCAAGUGUGAGAAUCGACAAUGGAGUGAAUCGUGAUUCGUGGUUCUUGGAAAAACUGGUGAUUUUUUGAAUCAUAUAGUUAGACCAUGUUACAUAUUAGCUAGGAUUCAUUGGGUUGUGGAAGAGAAAUCAUAUUUUUUAUACAAAUACUAUUUCUUGAUUUAGUUUUUCCAAUUUUCCUAAUUCUUCUUAGCAGGAUACUAAAACAGUUUCAUGCUGAGUAUGUCUUUAACUGAUCUCUUUAUUUGCCCAGAUUUUGAUGUUUGAAUAA
This is a messenger RNA of Lycium ferocissimum, 1562 nucleotides long. Its product is annotated as protein PSK SIMULATOR 1-like. Gene Ontology annotation, biological process: positive regulation of growth. The coding region runs from base 23 to 1327 and encodes 434 amino acids. NCBI's taxonomy places the organism in Eukaryota, Viridiplantae, Streptophyta, Magnoliopsida, Solanales, Solanaceae. The transcript has a single exon. The record is from RefSeq and is a predicted model, not a curated record.